AGUGCAGCCAUCGUCCCGUUUGCAGACGGUUGUUGUCGCUCAGCAUCUCAGCCCUAAGGAGCCUAACUCCGAGAAGCCUUGUGUAUGCCGACUAGGGGAGGGGGCUCUACUACCUUACCCCGAGCCGGUAGUGCUGCGGAAUCCGGGAGGGGGGCUUCUUAACCCGGGUUCGCUCUGCCGUUGAGCCGUGCCUGGUACUGAGGCGGGGACAAGCCAGACCUGGGCCGUGGGCCCAAGGACGCCCAGGUUUGUGAGGGGCGGGGCAGCGCCGGGUGUCCAGUGCGCGCAUGCGCAGGGUGUAGGCGGGAAGCUGGAAGCGAGUGCUCAGACCCUCAGGACCCUGCCCUGUCCGGAGGAGAGCAUGGAAGAGCCGGAUGAGAAGCCUCCCGGGCCCCUAAAGGCCUGUGUGCAGGACUCUCUCCUUCCUCAAGAGAUUAUCAUCAAGGUUGAGGGAGAAGACACUGGAUCACUGGCCAUCCCGUCCCAGGAAGGAGUGAACUUCAAAACUGUAACUGUGGACUACACUCAGGAGGAACAGGGCACUUUGAGCUCUGCUCAGAAGACCUUGGAUAGAGACGUGAUAUUGGAGAACCACAAGGACCUGGUCUCCUGGGACUUGGCAGCUGCACUUGGAAGAAGAGAAUCAACUUCAAAGCACGGCACUUUUGAUGAAGAAUCACCCCAUGGAGUGAAGAUAGAAGGAUUGACAAGGGAUGAUCCUUGGUUGUCUUCAUGUGGAAAAAUCCGAGAUUGUAAGGACCAAUUGGAGAAGCAACAGGAAAAACAAGACAGACUUUUGCAGGAACUGGCUUUCACCCAAAGGAAAGCGGUUAUUUAUGAGAAGGUCUGUAAGAGCGAUGAACUUGAGGAUAAGAGUGGUCUGAAUUCCAGUCUUCUUUCAUCCCAAGUGAUACCCAUAAGGAAACAUUUUCAUAAACAUGCCUCAAAUGUUAAAAAGUUAUAUCAUAAUUCUGUUGUAAACAAUCAUCAGAAGAUUGAUGACAGCAAGAAAUUAUGUGAAAAUAAUGAAUGUGGAAACCUCCCCCAGAGCAUUCACCUUAUUCAGCUUACAAGAACUCAAACAGAAGAUAAAUCCUGUGGAUUUAGUGAUAGUAUUAAAUCUUUUAGCCAUAUUACACCCCUAAAUAUACGUGAGAAAAUUCAUGCAGGAGGAAAAACCUUUGAUUUUAAGGAAUGUGGGCAAGUUUUGAACCACAGUAUAUCCUGUAGUGAACAGAGAAUUCCUGUUGAAGAGAAUCAAUAUAUAUGUAGUAAGGCCUCCCAGAGCUCAUCCCUUGCUCAAAACAUGAGAAACCAUCCUGAAGAAAAGCCCUUUGAAUGUAAUCAGUGUGGGAAAUCCUUCAGCUGGAGUUCUCACCUGGUAGCACACCAGAGAACUCACACGGGGGAGAAACCUUAUGAAUGUAAUGAAUGUGGGAAAUCUUUUAGCCGGAGCUCUCACCUUGUUUCCCAUCAGAGAACUCACACUGGAGAGAAACCUUAUAGAUGUAAUCAAUGUGGGAAAUCUUUUAGCCAGAGCUAUGUCCUUGUUGUGCAUCAAAGAACUCAUACAGGAGAGAAACCUUAUGAAUGCAAUCAAUGUGGAAAGUCAUUCAGGCAGAGCUAUAAACUUAUUGCACAUCAAAGAACCCAUACUGGAGAGAAACCCUACGAAUGCAAUGAAUGUGGGAAGUCAUUUAUCCAGAGCUAUAAACUUAUUGCACAUCAAAGAAUUCAUACUGGAGAGAAGCCCUAUGAAUGUAAUCAAUGUGGAAAGUCCUUCAGUCAAAGUUAUAAACUUGUUGCCCAUCAGAGAACUCACACAGGAGAAAAACCCUUUGAAUGUAAUCAGUGUGGGAAAUGCUUCAGCUGGAGCUCUCAGCUUGUUGCACAUCAAAGAACUCAUACCGGAGAGAAACCCUAUGAAUGUAAUGAAUGUGGAAAAUCUUUCAACCGCAGCUCUCACCUUGUUAUGCAUCAGCGAACACACACUGGAGAAAAACCCUAUGAAUGUAAUCAGUGUGGGAAAUCCUUCAGCCAGAGUUAUGUUCUAGUUGUACAUCAGAGAACUCACACUGGAGAAAAGCCCUAUGAAUGCAAUCAGUGUGGGAAAUCCUUUAGGCAGAGCUCAUGCCUUACACAACACCAGAGAACUCAUACUGGAGAGAAACCCUAUGAAUGUAAUCAGUGUGGAAAAACCUUCAGUUUGAGUGCUCGACUUAUUGUACAUCAAAGAACUCAUACUGGAGAGAAACCCUUUACAUGCAAUCAAUGUGGGAAAGCUUUCAUUAAUAGCUCUAAACUUAUUAGGCAUCAGGCGACUCAUGCUAAGGAGAAACCAUAUGAAUGUAACUAGUGUGGAGAGUGUUCAGGCAGAGUAUAUUUGUUUUCUUUUUAA
Orycteropus afer afer is the source of this 2398-nucleotide messenger RNA. NCBI's taxonomy places the organism in Eukaryota, Metazoa, Chordata, Mammalia, Tubulidentata, Orycteropodidae. The record is from RefSeq and is a predicted model, not a curated record.